AUUUGUAAUUAUCAUUUCUCAUGAGGAGACGUUCACUUCCACAUCAAGGAAUCAUUCCAGGCAUUUUAAACUCAAACACCAAACCAUAUUGAUUCAUAAUAUCGGCCAUGAACCCCAAAUAUUCACUCAUAGUGUCAUUUCUGCUGCAUCUGAAAGGUGUAUUUGUUCGGACAGACAACUGUGAGUGGUCGCACUGAAUCAGUCUGUGCUCCUACAGGAUCAUCUUUGACUCUUAAUUCCAGUUGUAAAUAUCCUGAUGGAUAUACAUUUCAGUCAUUGUGUAUCCACAGAUCAAAUAAUGGAGAAACAGUUUCAGAUCCCUGUAAGGACUCUCGGUGUAUAUAUAGAAACAAUCACUAUAACUGUGACAUAACAAUUCAUGAUCUAAAAGAGACAGACGCUGGCACAUAUUAUAUGAGCUUUACUUACAGUAAAGGAAACUCUACCUUUACCUCAAUUAUUCCAAUAGAAUUCACUGUACAUGUCACAGAUCUUCAGGUGACUGUCGACUCCGACGGUCAGAACGUCACACUGACCUGUAAGACCAGCUGCCCUCCAACCGCCAGCAAACGCUCCUUCAUCUGGUGGAAGAAUGAGGAGCGUUUGGAUCCGCAUCAUUCCCGCGAUGAGCUGAAUGUUUCAGCGGUGAGCCGUGAGGAUUCAGGCCGAUACUCGUGUGCGCUGGAGAGCUUUCAAACGUUCCGCUCGGCCGAGACGCUCCUCGGUGUCGACCCUCCAGAUGUGGUGGGAAUCAUAACGCUGUCGUCUCUCCUGACUCUCAUUGCUCUGCUGCUGAUCUGUGCAGCUCUGUGGAGGAUAAGAAAAAAACGACAAUCCCUUAUAAGACCCGAAGGAAAAGAGCAAAUCACACAGAAUUACACUGUGAAUGCAAAGGACUCGACUCUGGCUGUGACCUUUGACCUGGGGGAGAAAGGAAAGUCAGUUCAUCAGGAGGAACUUCUGUACUCUCAUGUCCAUUUCAGCGAGUUUCCAAAUGCCCAGUUUUUUGUGAAGGAAGCUGAAGUCCAGUACUCUGAGAUUCGCAGUGCUGCCCUCUACUGAGCGACACAACAACUGCACUAUAUGAUAUCAGCUUAUAUACACACUGCGUGUUUAACCCUGUAAAGCCUGACAUAUGAAGAAAUAAUAUGAAAGAUGUUUUUUUUUUUAAAAAUGGAUCAGUUUAUUGAAAAAAAAUCAAAAUGUUUGCAUAUGUGUUUUUUGUUAAGUAUCAUAUUUGAUGCAUCAGAUUAGUAAUGUAAAUCAUUGAUAUCUUUAUAUCACUAUAACAGACUACUAAAUUAAAAUGCAAAUAAAUAUCAAUAUCUAACAA
Molecule: messenger RNA, 1333 nt
Organism: Megalobrama amblycephala (Wuchang bream)
Lineage: Eukaryota; Metazoa; Chordata; Actinopteri; Cypriniformes; Xenocyprididae
Exons: 6
Coding region: 415-1062 (215 amino acids)
Source: RefSeq, a predicted model, not a curated record